Annulohypoxylon maeteangense is the source of this 798-nucleotide messenger RNA. RefSeq names its product acyl-CoA N-acyltransferase. The transcript has a single exon. Bases 1 to 798 code for a protein of 265 amino acids. The record is from RefSeq and is a predicted model, not a curated record. NCBI's taxonomy places the organism in Eukaryota, Fungi, Ascomycota, Sordariomycetes, Xylariales, Hypoxylaceae. Gene Ontology annotation, molecular function: acyltransferase activity, transferring groups other than amino-acyl groups.
AUGUCUUCUGGAAAACGAAUCUCAGUCUCCAUUCAACCCCUCAAUUACGCCGAUGUCCCCGCCUGCGCCCGCAUCACCUCAUCGGCCUUCUCCGUAGACCCGCACACAAUCGUCAAGAAUCUAGGGCGCGAGCCCUACGAUAUGUACGACAUAUCCAGCACCAACUUUCUCGACACCCUCCACAAGAAAACGUACAUCUACGUCAAAGCCGUUGAUGAUGAGACCGGCGAAAUCGUCGGACACGCUGGAUGGGCGUUUAGGGGUGUGGAUCAGGCGCUAAUUCCAUGGAGCGGGCCCGGGGACGCGAAGCCGGCGGGAGUAGAGCGGGAGCAAGGUCAAGGCCAAGUUAAGAAUGACGAGCCGAAGGAUGUAGAUAAGAAGGAGGGUAAAGAGGGGGAUUCAAUCGAUCGUCUCCACGCCCUCGAAGAUGCAGAUAUGCAAUUCUGGAUAACCAAACUAGUUCCUGCUGACAAGCCCUGCAUGUUCGUUGUCGGUCUCAUCGUGUCGCCCGCCUUCCAAUCCCAGGGUGUGGGCGGCGCCCUUAUGCGACAUGGUAAUGCUAUCGCGGAUGACUUGGGUCUUUCGAUAUGGGUGCACUCGUCGCAUCAAGCCUAUGAGGCUUAUAAGAAAUUCGGGUUCGAAGCUGUGAGGGAGCUCGAUAUAGACUUAGACGAGUAUGCACCGAGGGGGCCGCAAGAUGGAGAGGAAGUUAUGGGGGAUAGGGGGAGUGGUAAGUGGGGGAGAUAUGUUAUUCGAUACAUGGAGAGGAAGCCAAAGAAACAGGGCAAUUCCAGUUGA